UCAGAAGUAGAGUAAGGCGGGUCAUGCCUUCGACAUCACCACUCGCUUACGGUUGGUUCGGUUGCUACUAGUCGGCUAACUUGCUAAAAAAGUAAACAAGUCUGCCGAAUGAGAUGAAAUACAACCGCAGAACGAAGUAGAUUUUCAACUAUGAAGGAAGACAAGGAAAAUGCUCGACCUAGGGAGCGAAAACUGGAAAUAAAGUAUGAAGAUGGAGAAAAGAUGGAGAAGUCCAAAGAAAAGAAAGAGGCCAUGACAAAGAUCGUAAUCCGACGUUUACCACCAAGUUUGACCAAGGAAGAGCUGGAGGAGCAUUUACAACCUCUCCCAGAGCUGGACUACCUGGAGUUUUUCUCCAACGACACCAGCCUUUACCCUCACCUCUUCGCAAGGGCUUACAUCAAUUUCAAAAAUCAAGAGGAUAUAGUUCUCUUCAGAGAUCGAUUUGAUGGCUAUGUGUUCAUUGACAGCAGAGGACAGGAGUAUGCUGCCAUUGUUGAGUUUGCACCUUUUCAAAAGACUGCCAAGAAAAGAAGUAAGAAAAAGGAUGCAAAAUGUGGAACAAUAACUGAAGAUCCUGAUUACAAGAAGUUUCUUGAAAUCUACAACGGCGAUGACGACAAGUUGGCAUCAACACCUGAGACCCUGUUGGAAGAGAUUGAGGCAAAAUCAAAGGAACUUGUAGCUAAAAAAACAACUCCUCUGCUGGACUUCCUGAAAAAUAAACAGAGAAUUAGGGAGGAGAAGAAAGAAGAAAGAAGAAGGAGGGAGCUUGAACGCAAGCGUCUGCGUGAUGAAGAGCGUCGCAAGUGGAGAGAGGAUGACAGAAGGAAGCGCAAAGAGGCAGAGAAGAUAAAGAGAAUUGAGAAACCGCUGGAGAAAGACAAGGACCUCGUAAAAGAAGAACCAAAAAUUAAGCUCCUAAAGAAGCCAGACAGAGGGGAUGAUGCUGAUUCUGAGAAGCCCAAGGAAAAAGCCAAGAAACCAGAUAGGCCAAAUAAAGAGGACAGAUCCAUAGGGAGUGCUGAUCAUAAGAGGCGUCCGCACAUGGAACAUAAAGAGGAUCGAGGAAGGAAAGUUGACGAAGACGGGAGGAAGGAGUUCAGGGAGCGAGACCCAGAUCGAGACAGAGAGCGUGAUCGAGAGCGGGAGAAGGAGCGGCGGCAGAAAGAGAAGGAGCGAAUCAGGCGACAGGACGAAGAUCGUCGGAGAAGGAGAGAACGUCAGGAUGGAGAGAACUCUUACAGGAAGAAGGAGGAGGAGGUCAAAAAAGAUAAAGAGCGUGCCUUGGAGAAGAAAAAGGGUGAACACAUUGGAGACUCUGGUCACUCUGAGAGGCCGGAGAGGCCUGCCAAAGACCACAAGAAGGAAGACAGUGGUAAAAGAGAGCGACUCCGAAAUAAGGACCGGCCUGCGAUUCAGCUGUACCAGCCAGGGGCCAGAAGCCGGAAUCGGAGGGGUGGAGGAGGAGCCGAAUCCAUCUCUGCUGACAGAAAGCCAGAUACUGUGACCGAGACAGAGAAAGUGUCUGACAAAGUAGACGAUUGAGCAGAUUUCUACUUAUGGCAUCUUAAGUUUGGUGAGGAGAGGGGAGACAGCCCUGUGAGGCUCAGAUCAGCAAUGUGGCGCCUCAGGGCAACAUGCACUGCAGUUUAAGCAGGGCUGCAUCCGGCUCUCCCAGUCUGGGAAGAAGAGAUGUGAUUGGAGAGUCUCUUAGUGCCUAAAUGUGACCCUGUUUAGUUUAAUUUUUUAAGAAAAGCAACCGCAUCCUUGGAACGAGUUUGGCUGUAGGGCACAUUAGAAAAAGCCAAAGCUUUCAUGAACUCAAAGUGACCUUAUUUCAGUAUUAUUUCUCUGAUAUAAAACUUUGGUUUUCAACAUAAUCCAUAUCAAAGUUGUUAACUAUCUAUUUACUCUACAUGUGAUAUUGCCAAGCUCAUCAAUAUUGUUUCAACACUGUCUUGAAUGAGAUUUCUGUUGUAGCAUCGACAUGCAGUUUGAAUGGAAUACAUGGAAUUUACGUAUUCUGCCGGGGGAGCUAGACAAUCCAAACGUAUGUUCAGCUUUUAAUAAAAGUUUUCAUGGUCUGUAACUG
Etheostoma cragini (Arkansas darter) is the source of this 2095-nucleotide messenger RNA. RefSeq names its product UPF3B regulator of nonsense mediated mRNA decay (gene upf3b). Gene Ontology annotation, molecular function: mRNA binding. Gene Ontology annotation, biological process: positive regulation of translation; nuclear-transcribed mRNA catabolic process, nonsense-mediated decay. The record is from RefSeq and is a predicted model, not a curated record. Bases 151 to 1548 code for a protein of 465 amino acids. Gene Ontology annotation, cellular component: cytoplasm; nucleolus. NCBI's taxonomy places the organism in Eukaryota, Metazoa, Chordata, Actinopteri, Perciformes, Percidae. The transcript has 10 exons.